UUUACUUCCGGUUUACUGACGUGUUGAUCGUUCAAUGGAGAGAAUCUCUGGAGGACCACGGACGUCAACAUCUGUUUCCAGUGGUCGUGUCCAGAGAAUUAUUCGUAUUUUGCACAGAUUGUCAAGAAUAAUGCUGGUCCUGAUAUUAGCAUUGAUGUUCCUGAUUUACACGCAGGAUGGAGAAAGUUUCCAUCAAAAGCAGAUAACACGAGAGGCAGCGCCUCCUAGACACUUCUUCCCACCCCACUGCAAGGUGGCUGACUUCCCAUACGGGGAACUUGCACCAGUUGUGAAACUGCUGGAAGAUGAGGAGUUCAUCUUUGUGAUGUAUUAUGCCCCAUGGUGUGCAGAGUCUAUCAAGGUCCGAGAGGAAUUCAUACAGGCCGCAAAAGUCCUUUCUAGCACAGUGAAGUUUGUUGCAAUCAAUUGUUGGCAUCACAAGGGCGAAUGUCGCCAGAGAAUGAAAUUCUUCUCCUUCCCAGAACUGUUUGUGUAUCAUACAGGAGUCAUGGAUGGAUACCGAUUUACAGGACAGAAGCAGGCUGAGUACUUGGUCAAGUUUGUGGAGAGUUUCCUGUACCCGUUGAAGCCCCUGUACUCAGUGGUAGAGCUGGAUGAGUUCUCAGUGCAGGGAGAUAACACAGUGAUUGGGUAUUUUGAUUUCAACUCGUCCCCACAACCCCCUGGCCAAGAUUACUACCAGUUCUAUCUUGCAGCUCUUCGGGUCAUAGCUUUAGAUUUUUACCAACCAGUGAAUUUCGGUGUGGUUGUCACUAAAAAACUUGCAGCGUAUGUAGACAUUGAAACUCCAGGAAGGUUGAUAUUUGGUCGUCUAGGAAACAUCACUCUUAAGUACCCUCCAGCAUUCAACAUGACAGCCCGUAACAUCAGCAACUGGAUACUGCAUCACAAACAGAAGAGCCAAUCGCCCUGGCUGGUUCCCCCAGGGGUGAAGAGUCUCACAUUGUCUGUGCCCAUGCAGCAGGGAGCCACGGUGUUCCUGUUUGGGCCCACUAACUCCCUGCUGAACGUUAAUCCUUACUAUGAUAUGGUGCGAUUUGCUAGUCUAGCAUACCAAACUUGUGGUAAUAAAACCAAUGUCUACAAUAAGGCAAUGCGCCUCUACCUUCAUAACAGUAUUUCAAGAAUGGAAACAGCAAAACAAUUCCACAAAAAGUGCCUUAAGAUGAAGUCUCCCAAUUAUUACUCCAACUUUCCCUCAUUGACUUCAAGGUGCUGUGUUUCAUUGUUAUCGAAACAAAAGACAUCAGAACACAAGUCCUACUGUGAAUACUGUGUGCAUCAACCACUUGGCAGUAGAGACACAGUCUGUGACCUGGAUUUGGAGUCAAACGUGAAACCAGACUGGUCUUCAAAUCUGCUUAAUUCAUGCUCUGACUUUUAUCAGUUUUAUAAUGUUAACAAGCAUAAUUCAGUGUGCUGUCAAGAAAGUACUGCCUUUUCUUUAAUCCCAAAAUCAACCAAUAGAUACAGAAGAAACACUGAUCCCUAUGUUGUAAAUGGUGAAACUACUUUUAUGAAACAGUAUCACAAUAAAUUAACAUUACAAAAAUCCAAGUCUCUACUACCAUUGAAUGAUUUAAUUGAAAGUGCAACAAAUCCAAAAGAUUUGAAUUCCAGACAGUUUACUGGCUUACAGUGUCGAACAAACAAAACGGUGAGUUUCUACUACGUAGAUAGUGUUUAUAAUUCUGCAUUCCUGGAGAGGCUUGGCAUCCAGUCUACACAUUCCAGUCAUAGUGCGCCGUCUGUGAUACUUGUUGAUCUAGAUGAUGAGGCUGUCUUCACACUUAAUAAGGACGUCACCUAUCAGAACCUGGUUAGAUUUGUAGUAAACUACACGUCUGGCCUCCUGGUGCGCAGUCGUCAAUCCAGUGAUGGAACCAGUCCAAGUGAGUGUGGGUCUGGUACUCAGCGCAGUGUGUGCCUUCAUGAGGUCACUGCCAGCACCUUCCACACAGAUGUGCUCAAUAACACACAGGACGUGGUGCUGUUGUUCUACACUCCUUGGUGUGGCUUCUGUCGCCAGGUGGCUCAGUCUCUCCUCACUAUUGCCUCCUACUUCAGGAACAGUAACAUCCUGUUUGCCAGAGUGAAUGCAGACCAGAAUGAUCUCCCCUGGGAGUUUACUGUAGACAGGUUCCCUACUGUCAUAUUCUUGCCUGCACACAGAAAAUUUGACAGUGUGGUGUUCCCAGAAAAGAAACCAAAAUCAAUCCCCAACCUUCUUAAGUUCAUUCUUCACUAUGCAAACUUCUCCCUGCAAUUUGACACAGCAGUGGGUAUGUGCACUGAGCAGUGCAUACAGACAAACAGGAAGAAAGUGUUGUUGAGAAUCGGUGAAUUGGAGCGCUCUAUUCAGCGAUUGCAGAGGCGGGGCAUGGCAUUGGCCCAAGUGUUGCCAAGUAAUCAACAGCAGCAGGCAUAUUUGAACUAUGCAAGAUCUGUGGUAAUACAAUCAAGAGACAGCAAGAGGUUGAAAUUACGCAAGUCACAGCUACUGAACGGAUAUUUACAAAAGAAUUGGAAGCAUAUAGAUAAAAAAAUGAUGUUAAAAUAUUUAGAAGAAUCAAAUUUAUGAUUCUUUAAAUAUGUGUUUGAAUAGAGAAGUAAUGCAGAUUUGAUUAGACCAAAUUAUUUUAUUACAAUAGUGAGUUUUAAUAUCGGUAAAUAAAAAAUGUUAUUAAAAACAGAUUCUUAACUAGUCAAAAUAGCAUAUUUACUGAUUGUAGAUAUAAUAUUGUUUCUGAACAAAUAUACCUCUGUUGAAAGGAUUUGCAGUACCAAUACUUAAUUGUUUUGCUCAAUUUAUGUUGUCAGCUUUACCUAGUCUUGCGUGGUUAGUGAAAAAAGAAAUGCUCAGAUAAAUUUUAACUUCUUGAAAUUGGUAAACUUAAUUUCAACAAAUUCAUAUUUAAUAAUUACAUCAAGAUUUGUAUGCUCCGAAGGAAUGGGAGGCAUUAAGUAUUUCUCUUUUCCGUAGGUCAGUAUGUAUGUACACAAGUCCCUAAGCUUGUGCUUUCAACUGCUCUGUAAUUACUGUGUGGAUUUUGUUCAAACUUUAACAGUUAAAUUUCCUUGAUGAUUGUAAAAUAAGGAAUUUUGCCUGAAAAAAAGUAAUAUGGCUGCAACCCAUUUUAGAAGAAUUAUGGCCCUUUGUCUGCUCUUCAGGUCUUAGAGCUUGUGUUUUUGACUUCUCUUUAACUAUUGGUUGAUCUCACUCAAACUUUCACAUUUGAAUCACCUUAGUGUUUUGAUGAUUGUAAAGAAAGGCAUUUUGGAUUGGUCGAGUUUGGGCAGAAUUAUGGCCCUUUGUCUAUGUUUUCUCUUUAGAUUAUUAAGUCCCAACAAUUUUUGUUUUCAGUUACAUGUAAUCUUAAAUUUUACUGGUCGGAUCGCGCUCAAACUUAUGAAAUUAUAAAUAAAGUUUGGCUUCUACCAAUGUUGGCAGAGCUUUUACCCAUUGUUUGUUUGUCUGCUUCAGAAUAUAUACAUGUAGUCUCAAAAAAAAUGUUUUCAACUCAUUUUAAACUUUUUUAUGGUUUUGCUUAAACUUAAACAGCUGAGAAGCUUAAUUUGAAAAAGAUUGUGUAGAGUGGAAUUUAGGCUACUUUUUUGAUCCAAUUAUUGCGCCUUGUCUGUUAGCCCCAAUUUUUGUGUCAAUACUUCUAACAAUAUGGCUGAUUUGGCUGGAAAUAUCAUAGCUGAAUGACCUAAAUGUGUAGAUGAUAGUUUAACAAGGAAUUUUGACCAGCUUUGACUGAAUAAUAUACCUUUUAUUAGAUAUUGUGUCAACCAAAGAAUAUAUAGUAGAUUUGUUAGUGUCGGAAAAUAUAUUAUGUUGUCAUCAGUGUAUGUGACUUAUUCCUAGUUAAAUAAGUUUUUGAUACAAAAUGUUUUGCUUGUUUUUAAACAUGCACUAGUAUGAUGUCUCGACUCAAUAUUACUGAUGAAUGUGUUAAGUUAAUUAACUGUUUUUUUCAUCAACAAUGUGUUAUUAACUAUGCCAGUAGAUUAUACUUUAUUAUAUAUUUAUGUGAAAUCAUAUGAUUGUUAAUUCAGUACUGAUUACAUGCAGCAUAUUUUUUCUUUGCUGUUUUGGAAAGAAACAUUAUAAUGUUCAUAUAAUAUGCCUGAUAUGUACCUGUGUAUAUUUGUCAUGUAGUUUAAUAUGCAUUUAUUUAUUUAUUGAUUUGUGUUUUAUUCAAAUCAAUGUGGUGGGCAGAAACAUGUAAAUUAUGCAGUAGUGUUUACUGUAUUGUACACGGAGCAUAUGUUUGAAAAUAACUUGUCACAAAAAGUCACAAGAUGAAUGUCUGCUAUGUCUUAUAGAGAAUACUAUGUUAGUGUGAUUGUGUACUUAAAUUUAUCCCACGAGUGAAGAAAGGUUUACAUGGCGAGGCUUGCCGAGCCUUGUAAGCCUUUCUGACAAGAGUGGGAUAAAUCUAAGUACACAAUCACACUAAAAUAGUAUUCUAUUUAUCCUACAAUAUUGUUUUUUUUAAUUUAUUCCUUAAAUAAAAGCAAAAACACAUUAAAUUAACUGAAUCUUACAUUGCGUAGUAAUAUUUAUUGUGAUCUUUCCUGUUUACGGAAAUCGAAAUAGUCCUUAAGAAUUCCACGCAAAAGAAAAGUAACGAGACAAAAUAUCGCUUAAGCCUCUAUUCAAAUUUAAUCAGCGUUCCAAAUGUAACACACUCAAGUAGAACACAGACGGUUGUGUUCAAACUACAAUUCUUGUUUCACCACUGUAAAAAAACAAAAAACAAACAUGACUCCCGCCAUUUUGAAAUUUACAAAAUGUGUAGACACAUACCGUGGCUACGUGAAGCAUGAUUCAGCAGUUAUUUCCGCCGAUAUUGUUAAUUUUAGUCUUUAAACAACUCUUCUUUUUACACACUUUAUACUUACUUACAUAAAAGUAUUGUUCUACUCACUGAAGUUGUAUAAUAACCACGUCCAUGUUUAUUGUCGUAAUGUUUAAUUUGCUUCUAUGACGAGUUAAAAUUCUAGACAAAUUUCUUCAUCGCCAUCCAUCUUUUCCAUUUUAAAGCACUGGAUGUAAGCAGGCAAUUCUUUGUGGAUAGACAUUCUUUGAUCGACUGACAAAGGAAUGACUAAACCAUCAAAGAAAUUACCAUUUUAAUUCGACAUCGAUUUCCUUUGAAAAGUUAAAGAACAAUUCACUGACACUUUUCUUAAAUUUAAUCCAUCAAUUGUUCAACAAAACAUCGCGUUAUUCGAGUACAUUUGACAUUGAACUAAAUCGAAAAUGCAGUCUCACCUGUUUCAUUCCAGUUUUAUAUCCAAACACUGUGUUUUUCACAUUCAUAAUAUUAUAAUAAUCCAUCAUAAACACACACACUCGUUAAACGACUGCGUACCCAAUGACCUAAAUGACGCAAUCAGGGGUGAAAGGCCAAAAAAGUAGUCCCUAUAUACAUGUUCUAAAAAUAACUGCUAUAAACAGGAUCUAAAGAUAGCGAUAAAGAAAACCUUUUCUUUAUGAGUCGUAUUUGUUCUAUAAAAUCAUUUAGCUGUAGGAUAAAAGAUUUUAAAAGAUAGCUCUCUUGUGUUUUACUGAUAAGAACUUAUCAUGCACAUGUUUCAGAAGCAUUCUUUUUUCAACAUUAAUUUGUGUGUUGAAUUUAUCAAUACAUAAGGUUUUUAAUGAGUAUUGAUCAUGCCUUAAAAACUUUGUUCAAGGAAGUUCCCAGACAAUCUUUACAGGUUUAGGUUAUACGGUUAUUCUUUCAAUGAUUUCAUGAUUAAAGUCCCUGUUCGCGGAAAAGAUCGUUGGUUUGCAUAGAAAUGAAAGCGAGAAAUAAACUUAACAUAAAUUCAUUUAAAUAUAUGUUUUGAAUCGAUAAAAUAAUAUAUAAAUUUUCAUAAAUACAUGCAAUAGGCGAAUAUCAUUGCAGCUUCGCGAGUUAUGCAAAUUAUAUCUAUAUUUAGCUUUCCCUAAACAUUAUUAGCAGAUGGAAGAUAAAAACAUAGAUUUAGCAAAAACAUAGCGUUGCAACUCAGUUUCCGUCUGUAACAGAUGUAUUUGCAUUUGUUCUUACCUUCUCUCCCCUAAAUUUUGUUAGCUCAUCUGAUUGCUCAGGUGAGCUUUUGUGACCGGUCUUUGUCCGUAGUCUGUCCAUCCGUCUGUUCACAUUUGUCAGUAAACACUCUAGAGGCCAGAUUUAUUGUCCGAUCUUCAUGAAACUUGGUCAGAAGCUUUGUCUCAAUGAAAUCUCGGUUGAGUUCGAAACUGGGUUGUGCCGGGUCAAAAACUAGGUCACAAGGUCAAAAAAAAGAAAAAACUUGUAAACACUGUAGAAGUCACAUUUCAUGCCCAAUCUUCAUGUUACUUUGUCAAAAUGUUUGUCUUAAUGAUAUGUUGGUUGAGUUCAAAAGUGGUUCCGGUCGGAUGAAAAUCAUGGCCGCCAGUGGGCGGGGCAGUUUUCCUUAUUUUUCUAUAUUUCUUGUAAACACUCUAGAAGUCACAAUUUUUGCCCAAUCAUCAUGAAAGUUGGAAAAAACAUUGGUUUUAUUGAUAUCUCGGACGAGUUCGAAAAUGGUCCAGAUCGGUAAAAAACAUGGUGGCCAGGGGGGGUGGGGCAGUUUUCCUUAUGUGACUAGAAAAAAACCUUGUGAUCGAACACUAUAGAAGUCACAUUUUUUGCCUAAUCAUCGUGAAACUUAGUCAAUAUAUUGGUUUUAUUGAUUUCUCGGACAAGUUGGAAAAUGGCUCAGAUCGGUAAAACACACUUUUUAGCUCACCUGAUUGCUCAGGUGAGGUUUUAGGAUUGGUCUUUGUCCGCUGUCAGCCCGUCCACAUUUGGUGUGUAAACACUCUAGCAUUCACAUUUCUCACGCAUUCUUUGUCAAAGUUGCUGAAAGAUCUCAGUCAAGUUUGAUAAUGAACAAAAUCACAUAAUUAAUGCCAUAAUUAUUGCCCUUAGAUUGUCCAAAUUUUCAUUAUAUUAUACAAAAUCCUUGUGAACUCUCUAGAGGUCACAAUUUCGCAUGUUUUACAAAAAAGCCCUUGUUGUAAGAAAAGUUUGAUGUUUGGUAAGAGGAGGCAACUCAAAAUAUAGGUCACCAGGUCAAAUUUUACAAAAACAAAAACACCAUACGCCAGAGUUUUUGUUCAGUAAUGAUUAAACUUGACCAGGAUGUUUGUCUGGACAAUAUCUAGGUCAAGUUUGAUGUUUGGUAAAGAUUGAAUGAACCAACUUCUCUCAGGUGAGCGAACUAGGGCCAUCUUGGCCCUCCUGUUUGUUAAGUUUUGAUUAACGUGUCGUAUCAUGAAUAUUAAUUAGGUCAUUUUCGUACUUUACCGUACUCGACCCCAAAAUAAAAAUGGCUAUAUUGUUUGUUUUCACCCGAUUUCAACCGGAUUUUCAAUAAAAACACGUUUUCUUACGAUUCUACCCAUAUAUAUAGCUAUGAACGGGGACUUUAAAAUGUAUCAUACCAUUUGCAUCAUGCGAAUAUGUGUCUUAUGGUAAAGAGCUACACUGUCCUCCAUAAAGUUACUCAAGGUUUCACUGUUUCAUUAGCAGACAGAGUAACUCCUAGGCUGUGCAGAUGCGCAGGCUGGUCUGGAGUUAACCUAGACACAUAUGGUUCUUGCAGAUGCUCAUAAUGUGAUUUGUAACUUGCUAUGAUGGGUUUUGAAUUUCAUUCUAUACAUGAUAUUUUUAAUUAUAGAGAUCGAUGGUCUUAUAAUUCUAAAAGAAAUGAUUAGUAAUUUAGUGCUUUUUGUGUUUAUGUGUUGUGUUCAUGGUAACAGUAUACUGUGAUGUGUAUUUUAUAAUGCCAAUAUUUUUUGUUUGUUUUACAAAUUACUGUUAUUUUAUCAGUAAGAUGCAACAUAUAAUGUGGUGUUGUUAUGCAAUAUAAUAUUACGUCAUAAAGCAGUGCAUAAGCUUUAAAUUGUUGCUUUUUGUCCCCUACCAGUGAAACCGGAGGGGACUUAUGGUUUGCGCUCUGUGUGUCCAUCAGUCUGUCACACUUUUCUGGAUCCUGCGAUAACUCAAAAAGUUCUUCAUAUUUUUUCAUGAAACUUGAAACAUGGAUAGAUGGCAAUAUGGAAAUUAUGCAUGUCAUUUCAUUUUGUUCCUACGUCAAAAAUUCUGGUUGCUAUGGCAACAAAUAUAAAAAUUAAAAAAAUAUUAAAUUCUUACAAUGGUGGAGUUUCACCGGUAGGGGAGGACCAUAUUGCUUGAUAAUAGUCUUGUUUAAUUUAGGAUGGUGAUUUGCUGUUAUUUAUUUCUUGAAUAUUUAAUAUGACCUAGUCAGCAUUGUUCAAACUUAUAGGAUUCUCCCACAAAGUUGGAGAUAUUAUAUUAUGUGUUUUUUCUUCCAUUAAAAAAAAGAAAAUUGCUAUUGUGUCCCAACAUAUGUUUUUUGUACUCAGUUAUUUAAUUUUAUCAUAGCAUGCUGUAGCCAAUUAAGGCAUAUUAUUUGAUAGUUCCUGUUAAAAAUAUGUACUUUCAGAGGUUGAAAUACUAAGCACUCUGAGGAAAAGGGGAUUAAUCCAUGUGCAUUAAUUGUAGUCCCAAAAACGCUUUUGUAGUCUGCACUGGCUAAUCAGGAACAACAUUAUAACAUUUUUGGAUUUUUUUUUAAGGUAGUCUCUUUUGAAUGUAUAUCCUGUCUAGGUGGAAAGUGUUGUCUCUGAUUUAGCCUGUGUUCACAGGCUUAUCAUUCUUAUUUCAACGAAAAAGUGUUACUUCUGUAUAUUAUUAGUUUUAAUCAAUUAAAUAAAAAAUGAUUGUCCAUCAUGUUGCCAUUGAUGCUAACGAAUGGUGGCAGGUGUAAAGAGAAUAACAAGUGCACAUUUAUCCUGCUUGAAUUUAUAUUUUGAAGUCUUCCUUAAUGUCGUUUUCUGCUCUUGUCAUUCAUACUAACAGUAUGCUUUGUGCUAAAUUAUUUUGAGAUGUUAUUGUUAACAUGUAUCAUAUAUAUUAUAUUUAUGAUAAAUACUAAGAUAUCUUUUUGUGUAAAGUGCUUAUAAUGGCAUGCAUGCCACAUCAUGUGUUGGUUUUAUGUUUGCUAACUUUUCCAGUGAUAAAUGGAAUUUUUCAUUUUUUACCAAGUUUUCAAUGAAUUUGAAAAUCAUGUUUGUUGAAAUCCUGGUUAUUAGAUUGCGGUAAUGCAACAUGUUGCAGGUUGUUUCUAUUCAAUAACUUUAGUUUGCAUGGACCAAUCUUAAUGAAUCUUGUGAUAUAGCGAGCUUGCAUGAUAAACUAGGUUAGGGUUGUAUUUCAGGUAUUAUGGAACAAUAUUAGGGUCGCUGUUCCUUAAAAUAUAAAAGCAUCACAUUAUAUUGAGUUUGGAUGAUCAUGGAAAUAUAGAUAUUUCAAUGAAAUUGUGUAGGUAGCUUGCAUGAAGGCUUUCCUUUGUUUGUCAUAGGGGCAAGGUAGGGCAAGGUCAAGAUCACUGUAACUUAGAUUUGAAAUAAAAGCAAAUGGGUGUUUUCUGGUUCAUAAUUGAAGUUGCACAUCUGUCAUACAACUUUAGCUAUAGAAAGCUUUAUCUAAUUCCCUCCUAGGGGUUGUAUUCUGGUUGUUUCGGGUCAAGCUGACUGCUUUCUUAAAGUAGAUAAAACAAUUGUUUUAGCUCUGCAAUUUCAGUUAUAAUGAAGUAAUUGUCUGUGUUUAGCUUAAACAAAGAUCUAGUUUUAAUUGCAUUUGGAGCCAGACGGCUAAAGGCCAAGAUCACUACUUCUACAAACGAAAAGUGGAUCGCUAAUUUCCUGUCUAUAACUUUAGCUCAGGAUUAUGUAGGUUUGCAUGGAAACCUUAUUUGGGAUUGUAUGUUUGGGAGUGUGUGCAAAUGUGUAGGUCACUGUUACUACAAAUAUAAAAAAUUGUGAAUUCUAAAUAAUUUAAGUCUUAUUUGAGGUAUUUGACCUGAAAUUGCGUGUAUAUGUAGCUUGCAUGCAGGCCGAGCUUGCGAUUGCAUAAAAACAUUCAUUCUAAUUUUAGCUCCACUGGCCAGAGGCCAGCGGGGCUUAUGUCAUGGUCCUGUGUCCGUCGUGUGUCCUUGCGUUAACUUUUUCUUUAAACAUCUUCUCCUCCUAAACUACAAGUCCAAUUCUGAUAAAACUUCACACAAAUGUUCCUGGGGUGAACCUCUUUCAAAUUUGUUCAAAUUAUGCCCCUGGGGUCAAAUUAGAACCCGCCCCAGGGGUCAAUAAAUUGAACAUAUGCUUAUAUAAAGCCUAUUUUGUGCAAACUUUCAAAAUCUCUUGUCCAUAACCAUUGGGCCUAGUGCUACCACAUUUGGUAUGUAUUGACAUUUAAUAGUUCUCUACUUUGUUUGUUCAAAUUAUGCCCCUGGGGUCAAAUUUGACCCUGCGCUGAGGGUCACAAAAAUGAACAUAUGCUUAUAUAAAGCCUAUUUUGUGAAAACUUUAAAAAAAUUCUUGUCCAUAACCUUAGGGCCUAAGGCUACCUAAUUCGGUAUGGAGUGACAUCUAAUAGUUCUCUACUGUUUGUUCAAAUUAUGCCCCUGGGGUCAAAUUUGACCCUGCCCCGGGGGUCACAAAAAUGAACAUACACUUAAAUAAGGCCUCUUUUGUGCAAACUUUAAAAAUCUUCUGUCCAUAACCGUAUGGCAUAGGGCUACCAAGUUUGGUAUGUAGUGACAUCUAAUGGUCCUCUACCAAGUUUGUUUAAAUUAUGCCCCUUGGAUCAAAUUUGACCGUUCCCCAGGGGUCACAAAAUUGAACAUAUGCUUAUAUUGGGCCUAUUUUGUGCAAACUUUAAAAAUCUUUAUGUCCAUAACCAUUGGGCCUAUUUCUACCAAAUUUAGUAUGUAUUAUAAUCUUAAAAUUCUCUACCUAAGUUUUUUUCAAAUUAUGCCCUUGGGGUCAAAUUUGACCUUGUCCCAGGUUUCACAAAAAUGAACAUAUGCUUAAAUAAGGCCUAUUUUAUGCAAACUUUAAAAAUCUUCUUGUUCAUAAUUAUAGAACCUAGGGCUACUAAAUUUGGUAUGUAGUGACAUCUAAUAGUCCUCUACCAAAUUUGUUCAAAUUAUUCCCCUGGGCUCAAAUUUGACCCCGCCCCGGGGGUCACAAGACUGAACAUAUGCUUAUAUCAAGCCUCUUUUGUGCAAACUUUAAAAAUCUUCCUGUCCAUAACCAUUGGACCUAGGGCUGCCAAAUUUGGUAUGUAGUGACAUCUUAUAGUUCUCUACCAAGGUUGUUCAAAUUAUGCCCCUGGGGCCAAAUAUAUCCCUUGAAGGCUCCCAUUAAAAAGUUGUUAAAGAAAAUUUGAUUCGUCAAAAAACAUUGCCACAGGGUAUUUUGCAUAUGUCAUGAACUAUAUAAGUAACAGAAACUUUGAAACCUACAAACACUUUUUGGAAUUUCGGAAAAAGAUUCAUGAUUGAAUGAAGGAACUUUCAUUAAUCUUGUAGAACAUGGGUAGAUUUGAUCUUCAGCAUCUAAAAAUAUGUGAAAUAGAAAGAACGACAAUAUCUUUUGGAGAGAUAAAUGUACCUACGUUAUAACCUGUGCGACAAUUCCCGGGCUUUUUUCCGUAGUAACGUUUUCCAUAUAUAAAAAUGCUCACCCUUCCAACUUUAAGCUCCCAGUGGGACGAGGGAUAGAAAGAGAAAGUCACAUGCUUGAGUACAUUUCAACCCAUGCGCAUUGCACGCUUUUUUCGCAUUAAAAACAGUGGAGCGAUACAGGGCCAUCAUGGCCCUCUUGUUUCCUCAAAAGCAUCAUAUUCUUUUUUAUGGCUGUACCUUUGAAGGUAUUUUAAGGUAUUUAGCCGUGUUGAAUCUUCCAGUAUGAACUAUUUCAGCACUAGCAAUAUCCCCUUAAAAUGAUUUUUUUUUCAAAAUACGGUAUCUAAUUGGUUAAAUUGUCAACAUUUGAGCUGUCAUGUUUUGUCCUCAUAACUAUGUUGGCCCAUGGCAAGAAGAUUAUGUAAAACACAUGUCAGUCCAGUUUUCUAUGUGGAAGUGUUGUUAUACAUUUUGUUCCAGGUGACACAUGUAACAGCGAAUAAGCAUUUAGGCUACCAAGUAUUCGAUUCAUGCAACCUCUA
This is a messenger RNA of Dreissena polymorpha, 12077 nucleotides long. Its product is annotated as thioredoxin domain-containing protein 11-like. Lineage: Eukaryota; Metazoa; Mollusca; Bivalvia; Myida; Dreissenidae. The coding region runs from base 35 to 2602 and encodes 855 amino acids. The transcript has 13 exons. The record is from RefSeq and is a predicted model, not a curated record.